Messenger RNA from Helobdella robusta, 3402 nucleotides. RefSeq lists its product as hypothetical. The transcript has 16 exons. Gene Ontology annotation, molecular function: calcium ion binding. Lineage: Eukaryota; Metazoa; Annelida; Clitellata; Rhynchobdellida; Glossiphoniidae. Bases 1 to 3267 code for a protein of 1088 amino acids. The record is from RefSeq and is a predicted model, not a curated record.
AUGAAAUUUCUCGCAAUUUGGAGUCUCCCAAUCAAUGUUACUCUCGUUCUACUCUUUGCAGCUUCUAACACAGAUGCCCAUAGAUCGUGCCAUGCCGAUAUUGCAUUUGUGGUGGACAACUCUGGAAGUAUCAAGGGAGAGGAAUGGGAAUUUGGCCAUGAUCUGACCACUUGGAAGCCAGUGAAUUGGCUCUUCGUGCUUCAAUUCAUUGAAGAUCUUAUCGUCAGCAUUCGCAAGAUCAGCAAUGAUGCCUCAUUUGGCAUUGUCGAUUUCUCCAACAAAGCUGAACUCAUUCACGAAUUCAUCGACUCUCAGAGAAUCGAAGAUGUUGUUGAUAAAGUUCGAAAAAUGAGAUUUAAAAACGAAAACACGAAUACGACGGGUGGAUUGAAGCUGGCUCGAACCAAGUUGUUCGGUCAGAGCAGAUUCGUGCACACCAGGAAGAAGAAAGUGAUAAUCCUGAUAACGGAUGGGAUGGCGACGUUCGAUGUUGACCAACUGCCUCAAGAACUGACUAACAUCCAGAACAUGGGCAUCCUGGUACUCACCGUCGGCGUCACUAAUCAAGUGGAGAACACAUUUUUGAGCCGCCUGUCUCAGAACAACUUCUUCAGAGUCGACGAAUUUUCACAACUGUCUCAACUCGUACCCAGGAUCGUCACACCGGCCACCUGCGAGUUCAUUAACACUCUCAUGACCCAACCUUCAACCCCCAAAACAACAACCACAGCCAAACCGACUACUACCACAGCCAUUCCAGAGGUUAUCAGAGAGUUCACGUGCUCCUCCUCCGAACACCUCAUCUUCAUGAUCGAUGCCUCCAAAAAUCCGGCCCAUCACAAUUACGACAAACAAAAAAAUUUCUUGCGCAACUUCAUCGAUCAAAGUAACUUCGAAGACGAACGACUUAAAAUAUUUUUCGUGCCUUUUUCUGAAGCGAAGCAAAAUGAAAAUAUAUUUCUAAACAGUACAAACGUAAUUGCAACCAAGUUGGCUGCUCAGAAGGCAAUAGACAGCCUACCAUACCUGGGUGGUGUGAAUGAUUUGGCCAGUGCAGUUAGAACCGUUCGAAUGAGAAUAUUUGACUGGAUGAAAUCAAAAGAUAACAAGGUGGUGAGAGAUGGAAAAUUCACCAUAAUUCUCAUUUCUGGCAAUGGAAGGCCGCUUGACACUGAUCUCGCAACAAAGGAGUUCUUCGAGACAAAAAAAGAAGGAAUAAAAGUCAUCUCAAUAGGGAUUGGCAACUUUUGUAACAAGGAUGUUUUUUAUACGUUUGCUAGUCAACCGUGGGAAAAAAAUUUUUAUUUCCUAACCAGCUUCCUUGAUUUAAAUCAAGCUUUUGCCUGGGUUUUAUGGAAUGCUGUCUGUUCCUGUGACAACAGAGCAAGCAACGUGGUCUUUUUGGUGGGAGCCUCCUCCUUAUACCAAGUGGACGAGUUCAAAAAAAUUAUGACCUUCAUGAGAACCUUUGUCAUGUCAUUCAGCACGGAGAAAUACAACCGCAUUUCUCUGAUCACCCUGUCAGAUGGACACCAUGUGCUUGUGAGACUCAACGAGUCCAAUGAACUUAAUAACACGCUAGAAGCUCUCAAUAGCUUCAGUCCUAUUGGUGAGACUUUAAUGGCUGAGGCAAUAAAAUCCGCAAUGAAAGAAUUAAGCCUGACUAACGAACUGAACAAGAAUGUGGAUAGAGUGAUUGUCAUCAUCAGCGCCAUUCAUCCGAAUGAUUUGUUGGAAUCUGUUCAGCAGGCAAGCCUGGCGAAGGACGAUGGCAUUCAGAUUAUCACUGUCGGCAUUCAGUCAAGGUACUUCAAACUCAGCAAGUUCAAUCUUUUGGCUAGUUACCCGUCCGCUAACAAAAUUUACGUCAAGACGACGGAUAUGAUGGAUAACAAUUUAGCGAAAAAAUUAGUAAAUUUUGCUGGCAAUGUGGAAGACGAGUGCUCCAGCAGGCCCUGUCAGGUUGGAACCUGCAUCGACCUCAUCAACUCUUAUUCCUGCUCGUGUCCGAAGGGCUUCAGUGGAACCAACUGCCAAUUUAAAAUGGACAAUAGAGUAGAUUUGAUAUUUAUGGUUGACAUGACCACUGGCGUGAAGCAGAACGGCUUCAACCAAAUAAAGGACUUCAUAAUGAAAAUCAUAAGUAUGUACCAGAUAGCAUCUUCCAUGGACACUCGAGUUGGUUUGCUCACCUACAAUGAAAAACCGUUAAUAAGAUUCCAUUUAAACAAAUACAAUUCAUCGGAAUCUCUAUACGGAGCCGUCAGCAUGAUUCAGUACAAUGCUACAAAGGGGCAUGAUUUAAUGAAAGCCCUUCUUGAAGUGGAAAAGAUGUUCACUAAAGAGAAUGGAGACAGACCGGAUGUACCGAACGUCGUCAUUCUUAUUCAUAACGGCAGAAUGAUUAGUAGGAAAGGUUACAAGAGUCCUGAAAUACAGCUGUCUUCUCGAAUAAGAGGCGAUUCCAACCUAAUGAUGAGCAUUGCAGUAGGCAUGGAUUUCUACAAAUUUGUGUUGAUGAACUACGCAUCGUACGGAGUGAACAGCAUUAUGAGUACAGCCAAACACUCAGGACUGAUUCAACUGGCCGAACCUACUUUCAAGACGACUCUUAAAGAUUUGAACGUUUGUGCCGGCAACCCGUGCAACCGAGGCACAUGCACUCCCUUCUUCAACUCCUUCACAUGUCUCUGCCCAACUUACUCGUCGGGUCUGAACUGCGAAAGACAAUGCUCUGCUGUUCAGGAUAUCGCGCUGUUGUUGGACCUCUCAGGUGCCGCUGACCAGUCAACAAUCAUCAGCUUUGCAACUUCGUUUGUAUCAGGACUACCAAUUCAGUCCAAUGCUGUUCGUCUAGCGGCCAUUUACUACGGAAAACAUGCAAAAGUAGCGUUUAAUUUAAACAGCUACAACAACACGAGACAGGUUUUGAAUGCUUUGGCUGUACCUCAUGUUUCUGGUCCGGCCAAUACAAUCUUCGCUCUCAAUUUGGCUUUCUCAGAUGUGUUUAAAGCCAGCAACGGUGACAGAAAAGAUGUUUCUAACAUUGUCGUUGUUGUCGGCCAUGCAAUUUCUAAAAUUGCCGAUAAUAUUAAAAAUAGCAAAUAUUACAACGACAACGUGAAAAAGUUUGUUAUCGAAAUCACGUCAAGUUCUUUGUCAGCCGCCACUACCGAAUCAUCUAACAGCUUGAAUGUAUUCAGAGCCAAAGCUGAUGCACUUACGACCACCAGUGAAAAGCUUUUGAAUACGAUUUGUAAUUUAUAGACCUUAAAAAUAAAUUUCAUCAAAAUUAAUUCAUUGUUUGUUGAUGAACUUGUUUUGAAUGAAUAACUUUUUGAUAAUGUUGUUUAUCUGUCCAUUGUUUGUUGAAUCAUAAAAUUUAUUAAUUACUCAAAAUAA